UAAUACUCUCUCUACUAUUUUUCCAGCUUGCGCUCACACAUGAUAGCAUCGAAGAUCGGUGACAAUAUCUUUGAUUUCUCCACGCCCUUUUCUCCCCCACCCCCACAUCACAAGCUCAACUAUUUCUAGAUCAAUUGGGUGAAAGCAAACAAUGAGUCUCUUCGGCUUGGGAAGCAACAGGAACCAAAGGACAUUUAGGCCCAAGAAGAAUGCACCAUCUGGUAAUAAGGGCGUACAGUUGAAGAAACACAUUGAUGCGACAUUAGGAAAUGGUAAUUUGAGAGAUGCUGUACGGUUGCCUCCUGGAGAGGAUCUCAAUGAAUGGCUAGCUGUUAAUACUGUUGAUUUCUUCAAUCAGGUGAACAUACUAUAUGGCACUCUAAUGGAGUUCUGCACGCCUUCCACAUGCCCAACGAUGACUGCCGGAUCGAAGUUUGAGUAUAGAUGGGCCGACGGAGUGCAGAUCAAGAAACCUAUUGAGGUUUCGGCACCAAAAUAUGUGGAGUAUUUGAUGGACUGGAUUGAGGUCCAGCUUGAUGAUGAGUCCAUAUUCCCUCAAAAACUUGGAACACCUUUCCCACAAAAUUUUCGAGAUGUUGUGAAGACAAUAUUCAAGCGCCUUUUUCGUGUUUACGCUCAUAUUUACCACACUCAUUUUCAGAAAAUUGUGAGCCUCAAGGAAGAAGCCCAUCUUAACACAUGCUUCAAGCAUUUUACAUUGUUCACCUGCGAGUUCAAAUUGAUCGACAAGGCUGAACUUGCACCACUUAUUGAUCUUAUUGAAUCGAUCGUGACCGUUUGCUAAGAUGUCAACAAGAAGAGCAGAACAAUUUGCCUUGUUUAUUUGGCCACUUUCUAGGGUACAAUGAGUUGUGCAUGAGAGUGAGACCGAGGCAAAAAUGGCCAAAGAAAACAUAUUUUGCACUUAUUGUUUUUCUAUCAUCUACAUGAGUUUGGGUAACAUGGUCGUACU
Molecule: messenger RNA, 973 nt
Organism: Triticum dicoccoides
Lineage: Eukaryota; Viridiplantae; Streptophyta; Magnoliopsida; Poales; Poaceae
Product: MOB kinase activator-like 1A
Exons: 7
Coding region: 152-805 (217 amino acids)
Source: RefSeq, a predicted model, not a curated record